AUGCCGAAAGUUGUCGGUGUGAAGAACUAUUCGAAAAGAAGUCUCUACUCGAACAUCAGAGAUGGCGUUUCCACAGUUCCUUCUAAUGAACUGCUCGACAGCAUCUACAAAUCAAAUGCUAUUUUGAUCUUCCAAAGCCGAAAUGGUCUUUCAUUUGGACACACAAGAAGUACUCAACUCAAAUCUUAUAAUAAAAUGAACACGAUCAAGAGACCAAUGAGAUCGUUCAACGCGAUAUUUGGAAAGCGAUUGAAACAAAAUCGGGUCCUGCCGAAGAUACAUGCAACACGUAGCUGUACAAAACUACGUGACGAAGAAUUCGAAGCACGAGUUCAGACUCUUCUUGAUGAGCAAUUCACCAACGUUCGUGUGGCACCUUCGCAAGUCGGCACAGGUGAAGGCCUUUAG
Molecule: messenger RNA, 408 nt
Organism: Caenorhabditis remanei
Lineage: Eukaryota; Metazoa; Nematoda; Chromadorea; Rhabditida; Rhabditidae
Exons: 3
Coding region: 1-408 (135 amino acids)
Source: RefSeq, a predicted model, not a curated record